Molecule: messenger RNA, 1485 nt
Organism: Ctenocephalides felis (cat flea)
Lineage: Eukaryota; Metazoa; Arthropoda; Insecta; Siphonaptera; Pulicidae
Exons: 3
Coding region: 1-1485 (494 amino acids)
Source: RefSeq, a predicted model, not a curated record
AUGUUAUUAUAUUUAAUAGAUUUCCUAGGAGAAUUGUCAUAUGAUCGUAAGAAGGAUCACAUUGUUGGUUUUGUAGAGUUAGCAAAUGGCAGAAAAUGUUUAUUUGCGGAUCAUGCACUUGUUUUCAUGAUUGAAGGAGUAGAGGAUUGUUGGAAGCAACCAGUUGCUUUUUACUUUUCUGAAGGUGGGGUUAAUAGUUCUGACUUAAAAUCUCUUAUUGUUGAUGUAGCAAGAAAGUUAUUUAGUAUUGGUUUAAAGGUUAUUGCCACAGUUUGCGACCAAUAUGCAGCAAAUUGUAAAGCAGUUAAUAUGCUUUUAAACGAUACAGAAGAGUAUUAUAAAACGAAAAACCUUCACUGGAAUAAACUGUUUUUUGAAAUAGAUGGUCAUGAGAUUGUUCCUUUAUAUGAUCCUCCACAUUUGUUAAAGUGUAUGCGGAAUAAUUUUGCUCAGUACAAUGUUAAAUUUAUAGGUUUAGAUGGGGACAAAUACGAAGCAUCUUGGAAAGACAUCAUAGAUUAUUAUAAUUAUGAUUCAACUUCAAGUUUGUUUCGUCGUUGUCCUACAUUAACUGAACACCACCCUGAUCUAACAAAGAUGAAACGUAUGAAGGUCAGUCUUGCUGCGCUAGUAUUUUCUCAACGGGUAGCUCAAGGACUUCAAAAUUCUGGUUACCUAGAAGCGCAUGGAAGUGUUACUUCAUAUGGUACCGGAGGAUUUUUGAUGUUCAUGGACUACUUAUUUGAUAGUGUCAAUGGCUUAUCAAAAUUGCCAUUUAAUGGUAAACAAUUUCGAUGUGCAAUGUUCAAUAAGUCGGCUCAUACUAUAUUUUGGCGUGAAGCCAAAUUAGUUUUGAAUUCAAUGCAGUUCAUAAAAAGCAAGGGUUUAACUAAAGUUUUUACUAAACCUCCUUGCAUUAAAAAUUGGAUUAGAACGAUAGAGGGUUUGAGCUACAUUUGGCAGAAAUUGAAAGUGGUUCCGAGGUUUAGCUACUUAUGUACCACAAAUUUUAACCAAGAUUCCUUGGAGAAUUUUUUUGGUUGCAUAAGGAGUCAAGGGGCUUCGAAUAAUAAUCCAAGUUGUUACUCUUUUGUGUCUGCCUUCAGAACUUUGCUAGUCAACAAUUUAUCAUCUCGCCAUUCAACUUCUGCUAAUUGUGAAAUAGAUGAUACAACCGGGUUACUUGCCACAUUUCGAGUGUUUUUGAAUAAUGAAGAUGUCUUGGAAACUGACCCUCUGAUCAAUAUGUCUAUUGAUGCAGAGCGGUUUUAUUUCCAGGACAUGUCAUUGUACAGUAAGACUGCUAGCGCUUAUGUUGCAGGAUAUUGUACUAAGAAGCUUAUCGGAUAUGUUGGUGAAUGCCAUGUUUGUACAUCUGAACUAUUAGCAGAUACAAUUGGCAGGGAUGAAGCUUCUUGGAUUGCAUCUAGAGAUUACACUGACCAUUCGCUUUUGGUUCCCGGAAAUUCUGCAUUGAAUACAUAA